AUGGCAAUUUUUGACCCAGAAUAUAAAUUUAUUUGUAUAGAUGUAGGUGAUUAUGGUAAAAAUAGUGACGGUGGUAUUUUUGAGACAUCGGCUAUGGGCAGAAAAUUUGCAAAUGAAACCAUGAAUAUACCAACCAACAGACCAUUAGCUGAUGAAAAUGAAGAGAUUCCAUGUGUAUUAAUUGGCGAUGAAGCUUUUACACUAAGCCCUUACUUAACGAGGCCAUUUCCUUAUAGACAAGCACGAAAUGACAACAGCAAAGAGAGAUUUAAUUAUCAUCUAUGCAGAGCCCGACGCUUAGUGGAAAAUGCAUUUUUAAUAUUGCCACAUAAAUGGCGUCUAUUUUUUAGACCACUAGAAGUUAAAGUACAAACAGCUACAAAACUUGUGAAGGCAGGAUGCGUAUUGCACAAUUUGCUGCGCACAAGAAACACUGACGAGCAAUUUUUGCAUUUACAAGAAAACUCUAAUACAUAUUCCUUUACCAGUAGUUGA
Diabrotica virgifera virgifera (western corn rootworm) is the source of this 495-nucleotide messenger RNA. RefSeq lists its product as uncharacterized. Lineage: Eukaryota; Metazoa; Arthropoda; Insecta; Coleoptera; Chrysomelidae. The transcript has a single exon. The record is from RefSeq and is a predicted model, not a curated record. Bases 1 to 495 code for a protein of 164 amino acids.